This is a messenger RNA of Lingula anatina, 2714 nucleotides long. Its product is annotated as ferric reductase SjCytb561-like. The record is from RefSeq and is a predicted model, not a curated record. NCBI's taxonomy places the organism in Eukaryota, Metazoa, Brachiopoda, Lingulata, Lingulida, Lingulidae. Gene Ontology annotation, molecular function: oxidoreductase activity.
UCUAGGUUUAGGUCAGCCCCAUAGUACAGCAAGAUGCAGAAGAGUUACGAUGAGAUCCAGCCACAGCCGACCUCGCUGCGGUUCUUCACGCUAUUUGUGGUGCUCUCUCAGAUCCUGGGGGUACUGGUGGUGGUGAUGGUCGGGGUAUGGAUGGGUCACUUCCAUGGGGGGUUUGGCUGGAUGGAGAACCCUGGGCUAGAGUUUAACUACCACCCCCUGUUCAUGGUCCUAGGGCUGGUGUUCCUGUAUGGAGAUGCCAUGUUAGCUUACCGCGUCUUCCGCUACGAGAGGAAGCUGUACAUCAAGAUAGUUCACACCUGCCUUCACGCAGGAGCCAUCAUAUUUGCGGCCGUGGGACUGAAGGCCGUGUUCGACUCUCACAAUCUCGCUAAACCCAAACCCAUCCCCAAUCUGUACAGCUGGCAUGCCUGGAUGGGUCUGGCCACUGUGAUCCUCUUUGCCAGUCAGUUUGUCUUUGGCUUUGUAAGCUACCUGUGGCCCAAGCUGAGCCAGAAUGCGCGAGAAUUGUACAUGCCUCUUCACCGUUUCUGGGGAAUGGCGAUAUACGUCAUGGCUAUAGCCACAGCCUUCAUGGGGAUGAUAGAAAAAAUUGGAUUUAUUGGUUUGACGUCCAGUCUCCAGGACCCUGAGCGACUACUGACCAACAUGCUGGGACUGGCCUUGCUGUGUCUGGGUCUGGUGGUCAUCUACGUGGUCAGUCACCCAGACUACAAGAGACAACCACUGGCCGAGGAGCAGACACUACAGCUCCAGGAAUACCAAGAAUAAGGGAUCAUUCCCAGCCCCUAUCGUACUAACUGUGGAUGGAUCUGUCUCCAAGGGGAUUCUCUUUAAAUUGCAAUCAACUUAAGGGGCUGAGAUGUCUGGCACUCCUACUGCUGCUUGGGGGGUAAUUAAUUAUCAUUUAACAGCUCCAGUAGGCGUGCUUAAGCUAAAAGCAAUUUAGCUAGAUCCCCUUGGAGAUGGAUCGAUCCUGUUAGAUCAAUCUAGGCAUGGGAAUCCAGUCGUCCAAGAGUUGGUCUCAGUGAUAGUGGUUUCCCAUGUUUUCCAACUGUGCUAACAGCUUGACAUGCUUGGUGUUGUGUUCUGGUGUUGUUAAAAACAAGAUUGUCAAAGGCAUGUUAAGUUUUCCAGAGCACUUAGAUAAUUUCAGUAGAAAAGAUGUGCUUUCUACAGUGUUUACAGUUACAUUCGUCACUUGUUUAACAAUUUUUUUCGACUCUUAUUCCUCCCUAACUGCAAGUGAAUCCAGGAUCACAGCAGGGGGAUGGAGAGUUAAUCACAAGUUUAUGGAUGGGAACUCAUAAAUACAAAAUUUGAGAGGUACUUUUUAAUGUGUUUAUGUGGCUUCCUACAGUGUAUAGAUGUAAAUCAGGAUUCGCAUGUGUUUCAGCUGGUGCUCAUAUACAUACAGCACAUAUUGGAGGCAUGUAAUGAAUGAUACACUGGUUUUGAAACAAUUUACAACACAGAAAUUAUCUCUUGCUGUAUUUGAUCUUUGUGGAGCUCACUUUUUGGUUGGUGGAGUCGUGGCAUUCAUUCAUAAAAAUUAGGUCAGUCUAAUUAAAAUUAUUAUUAAAAGACAGAAGGUUACUGUUAGUAAUGGUUAACAUCUGAGGACAAGUGCUGCUAAAAAUUUGCACACUACUUAACAUUUAUCCUCGCUAAAGUUAGAUUAAUAUUUUUAGGCAAGAAUUAUUGAAAAAGACUAACCUUUGACUUGGGUUUUGAGUCAAGAUGUUCCAAGUUGCUGUGAACUGACAGGACUUAGUGACGCACAUUGUAACACAGUGGUAAACUGAAGAAUCUCAUAUAUUUGAGCAAAGCAUUAGAACCUGUAUUCUGUGUAUAGCGUUUGAAAUCAUAUCAGCUUUGGUUGAAACAUUUGAGAGAAGAAAAACUGUGUGAAGUUGCCCUUCAGAAAGAACAGGCAAUUCUUCUUGUUUUUAAGAGAAACUGUUGUAAUGAUAACUAUGUAUAAUUCUGAUAUUGGAACUUACAUUGAGCAACUGACUGAAGUUCCAUUCUUAACCCGAGACUUUCCACUAGGAAAAUGGCAUGGAUGGACUGGUCACCUGAUCUACUGGUACUGUCACAUGACUGGCAAUCGUCUCCAGUGCCCCUUCCCAUGUGUGUGAGAAGUAAAACCUGGGGCCUUCUUUUCUGUUGAGUAUUGGGUUUUCCAUUGCUCCCAGAUAGCCUCUUUGAUGCCAUGUUUGCUCCAGUUUUCCUCCAGAUCAAGAAUGGGGAAAUCCUUUUCAUCUUUUAUUUGACCAGUAUCUCUGGCGUGUGGGGAAAUUGCAGAGUAGGUCAGUUGCUAAUGUAAGUUCCAAUAUCAAAGGUAUACAUAGAUAGCAUUCUAAUUCUACCGAAUUUAUAACUCAAAAACAUUCACUCAUUUGAGAAACUUAUAUAAUUAUGGUUAAAUAAUAUGAUAUUGGUGUAAUGUAAAGUUUAUUAGUGGUAUAACAGUAGAUAAUAUUACAUUUGCCCAGGACAACUACUGAACUGCCAUCUAUUGGUGGCUAAGUACACCAUGUGAGAGGAUAAAAAUAAAGUGGAAAUGUAGUAAGUGUGAUAGCUUUUUUUAAUUUUAAUUUUAUAUUUUUCAAUGUAGGUAAUGUAAGUUAAUCUCUGCUAGGGUCCAUGUGAGGCAUUCCUGUCUGCUCAAUACUUCAGUGAGUGUGUGCUGA